Fragaria vesca subsp. vesca is the source of this 1101-nucleotide messenger RNA. RefSeq names its product F-box protein CPR30-like. NCBI's taxonomy places the organism in Eukaryota, Viridiplantae, Streptophyta, Magnoliopsida, Rosales, Rosaceae. Gene Ontology annotation, molecular function: protein binding. Bases 1 to 1101 code for a protein of 366 amino acids. The record is from RefSeq and is a predicted model, not a curated record. The transcript has a single exon.
AUGUCAGGCUACCUUGUUCCUGAAGAAAUCAUUCAUGAAAUCCUGCUGUGGUUGCCGGCCAAAUCUUUACUGCGAUUCAGCACAGUGUGCAAGUCAUGGAGCUCUAUGAUCAACCACCCCAGUUUCAUCGACACCCACCUGAAGCGCAGAAACCAACACAACCUCCAAAACGACAUUCUUCACCUUCUAACAAGCAAGCGGAAGGAUCGGAUGAGUUACUCGUCGUGUCUGAUCAAAGAUGGUGAGUAUAUGUAUACCAACCUUAUGCUUCCAUCACUAUUAGUGAAAGGUAUGGGUUUACUUAGUCUGAUCGGAACUUGCAAUGGCCUCCUAUGCUUUGCAUAUAAUAGGGAACCUAAUUCUCCCGGAGCACCUCCAACAAUAAUAUUCAACCCUUUAAUCAGAAAGAUUGUGAUUUUGCCUAAGCCUAGUAUUAUUUGCGACCCUUUUACCCAGUAUGAACAACCACACUCAUUUGGCUAUGAUGCCCGGACCAAUGACUAUAAGGUUUUGAGACUUGUUCUUAAAUUCCAAACUCCAUACGCCGUGGAGGUUUACUCAUUAGCUACGAAUUCUUGGAAGCGUCUUAGUAGUGCUGCAAUUCCGGCUUACGUUUGGUCAAAAUAUGGAUUCCUUUCCGUCAAUAAUGCUCUCUAUUGGAUCCAAUACCGUAACGUAAAACGAGAAGAAUACGUCAUCGUGUCAUUUGAUUUGGCCACUGAAAUGUUCAGCCAGAUAAUGAUGCCUGAAGAUUUGGGGAGAAAAUCUAAUCGAUACUUAGACUUGUCAAGAUAUGGGGAGUCUCUGUCUUUGAUUGUUGCUGCAGAAAAUAUUGAGAUAUGGGUGAUGAAAGAGGUUGGAGUGAUGGAAUCUUGGAAGCAAGUAUUAACCAUCAACUGUUCUAAGAAUCCGUUGCUUAAAAUUCCUAAUAGCAGCGGUGAAGUACUAUUCAAAACAAGAGAAAGCCCUCGAAAGAUGCAGAGGCUGAAUUAUAAGACCGAACAAGCAGAAGAUUUUGGAAAAGAUAAGAAUUACAACCCCAGGGAUUCUUUUGCAGAUUGCCUAGUUUUACUUGGCCAAACCAAUGCCGUUCCUUACUAA